Molecule: messenger RNA, 2496 nt
Organism: Solea solea (common sole)
Lineage: Eukaryota; Metazoa; Chordata; Actinopteri; Pleuronectiformes; Soleidae
Gene: uts2r3
Product: urotensin-2 receptor 3
Exons: 2
Coding region: 317-1462 (381 amino acids)
Biological process (GO): neuropeptide signaling pathway
Cellular component (GO): membrane
Molecular function (GO): urotensin II receptor activity
Source: RefSeq, a predicted model, not a curated record
AGGAGGCAGAGCUGCACUGACAGCUGGACAGGACAGACAGCGAAGAGGACAUCACAAAGUUUUAGCCGAAGAUCACCGAUCACAUACCUCUGCCUCGUCCUUCUCCCGACGAUAAAAGACAACCCUAGAGUUCAGGAGAGGUUCCAUGACAACGCGCGGGCAACAGAGGGAGACUUUAAAAUGGAAAUUGAACUUUUUCUCCGCACAAAAUCAUGGAACAUUAUUUUUUUUCAGCAUCUGGGAUUAAGCUGUUUUAGGGCUGCACUUUAACUGUUCAAUUUGCCACAUUCCUUAAAAAAAAAAAAAAAAAAAAAUUAUGGAGUUCUCAGGUUCUUUGCCUCCACCUUCCCCAUAUACAUUCCCAGUCAUUCCAAAUGCCUCUUUGCCUUCUCUGUCUCCCUCCAUCUCUCCAUCACCCAGCCUGGCAUCCACAGCUCUUUUCUGCUCCCUCCUCUCCCUCCUCUCCUUGCUGGGCAUCACAGGAAACCUGUACACGAUAGGCCUCCUUCUGAGGCGCAGGAGAAACAGGAGAAGACGUGGAGCUGGGCCAGCCUGCUGCCUAAUGAGAGUACCAGUUCCAUUCUGCCUUGCCAACACUUCCUCCCCAUCCACCUCCCCCAUCUCCUCCUCUUCUUCCUCCUCUUCCUCCCUUUACCUCCAGGUGCUGAGUCUUGCUCUUGCUGACCUGCUUUACCUUUUCACCGCGCCCUUCAUCGUGUACGACAGCCUGGCGUCUGGCUGGGCCUUUGGUGAGCUGGGCUGCCGCCUCCUCCUGAGCCUGGACCUCCUCACCAUGCACGCCUCCAUCUUCACUCUCACUGCCAUGAGUCUGGACCGCUACCGGGCUGUGGCUCGCCCCCUGCACACCUCCUCCUCUAACUCCUCUGGCCUGCUGCGUGUAGGCCUGGCCUGGGGCCUGGCUGUGGCUCUUAGUCUGCCCAUGAUGAUCACCCUGCACCUGGAGGAUGGGGAGAACCAGGAGGGCCAGCUGUGUGUGCCAGCGUGGGACGAGCAGAGCUCCAAAGCCUAUCUGAGCGUGCUGUUCUGCACCAGCAUCCUCGGCCCUGGGCUGGCCAUCGGUGCACUUUAUGCUACUUUAGGCCGGCUCUACUGGGUGUCUCAGACCCGGCCGGCCUGGGCCAGUGGGGGCAGCACUGCUUGUCCUCCCCGUGCUCCCAAACCCAAAGUCCUGCUCCUCAUUCUGGGUAUCGUUCUAGCUUUUUGGGCCUGCUUUCUCCCUUUCUGGAUCUGGCAGCUGCUGCCACUGUACCAGCCCGACAUGCUGCGGACAGUACCAGUGGGGACGCAGGUGACGGUCAAUCGUAUCCUCACAGGUUUGACCUAUGGAAACUCGUGCGUGAAUCCAUUCUUCUACACACUACUGACUGGAAAACAAAGACGCAACCGGCAGACGCUGACGUCGACAAAUCAGCUCUGCCGCAAGAGCAGUCCACUGCAGUAGUGCUGCGUCUCUCUCUCUCUGCGCGCGUCGUCAACAACAAAGACAAUAAUGUGAGUGACAAUAUACUGUAUGUGCUUCACAGAAUGCAAAUAUAUGAACAAGUACUGUACGUGACUGCUUUAAGAGUUCAAAAACUGGUGCAAAGGCCAUUGAUUUAGACUCAGCAAAAACAAAAAAAAGAUACUAUAAAAGCACUUUGUAUGAAUGCUUUGUGAACAGAAAUGAUUUCCUGUGUGGAAAUUAAAUAAUUAUUGGUGAUAUCUGGGUUUUUAUCAGUGUAUAAAUGCUUUGUGAUCGAACAACAUUUCCUACUAGGAGAACAAAUGCUAAUAUAUGUGUUAUCCCAGCAAAAAUAAAAAAGGAUCUCUGACAUGCUUUACCAAGUUCAUUAAUUUUGAUCAAUUCACAUAGGUGGUCCGAUCAAAUAAUGUUGCUUAAAGAAAACGGAUUGAUAAUUUGGUUGCAAAUCUGAAUUUAUAAGCAUCUAAAUUGGCUCUAAUUCAUAUUAUAUUAUUGUAAUUCAUAAUUAUUAUUGUUAUUAUUAUUUUGUGACUUGUUUAUACAUAACUUACAUGUCAUUUUUUAACAUGUUUAAAAUCAUUUUAGCCAUAUGAACAGAUCUAACAAUAGAGUUUUGUUCUACUGUGCAACAAGAUUUGCCCUUCAAGAAAAAUCACUGCCACAUUGUAUUACAGUAACAGAGAUGAUUGCAUAUGUUGCACGGGCACAAGAAUUUCCAGUAAAAUCCUAAUGUCCUGAUGUGAUGUGUCAAGGAAAAUGUUUGUUUUUGAACAACGGCUUGUAAUUGGUCAGGACCUUGUUGAGACAUUUUUCUGAGACAGUGUUUGUUGACAUAUGUUGGAGUGGGUCAACACCCUGACUCCUGACAAAUCUGAAACAACUCCGUUUGUCUAUAAUCAUGACCUACAGUAUAUGCCGAGUGUGAAAAUGUCCUUAACUGUUAUGAAUCAUGUCAUGUGUCGACUGCAAAUGAUGUUUAUAAUGAUGCAUAAUAUACAGCCUUAAAUAAAGAC